Exophiala viscosa is the source of this 2199-nucleotide messenger RNA. RefSeq lists its product as uncharacterized. Bases 107 to 2134 code for a protein of 675 amino acids. Lineage: Eukaryota; Fungi; Ascomycota; Eurotiomycetes; Chaetothyriales; Herpotrichiellaceae. The record is from RefSeq and is a predicted model, not a curated record. Gene Ontology annotation, biological process: regulation of DNA-templated transcription. Gene Ontology annotation, cellular component: nucleus. The transcript is spliced from 7 exons. Gene Ontology annotation, molecular function: transcription cis-regulatory region binding; DNA-binding transcription factor activity, RNA polymerase II-specific.
GUUCACUUCAUGUACCUUUGCUGUUAACAUUGUGCUGGAACAUGUCCGCUGACCCCAGCUCAAGCGCAUUAGCAUCGAUUGGCCGGACAGGUCAUGCCUGUGUGCAAUGCAGAUCGAGAAAUGCGGAGGUAUCACCUACGCUGUUAAGUGUCGAACAUGCACUACGCGGAAGGUCAAAUGCAGCUUCGAGGACGAGGUCAAGGAUCCGCGGUACAAUCCCUACCUUCGCCUCCGUUCAUCGCCGUCGCCUGCUGUCAGCCUCGAACAAGGAGAGCCCGACGAGGGUCAUUUUGCUCAUUUGGCUUCGGCUUCGGCUUCCUCGAUCAAUCAUCUGGCGCCGUUCGACGGAGGCAAUGCACAGGCAUUGUUGUCGUCAGUGCCGGCUGCCCCAGCAAUACCGUCUUCAAUUAAUGACGGAUUGGCGAAGGAGGUUGACUCGCUCAAAUCGCGGAUCGCCGACCUCGAGAAAGGACUCAGUACUGCUCAGAAAAGUCACGAUGAGAACAUAGGCACCCCGCGAUCUCGCGCCCUGACAUCAUUCAUGCUUCCUCCCGACGUUGGUUCUUCUCAUCAAGGCUAUCAAGUUGCUCCUGAAGCCUCUCUGGGAUCGAUAUCCUCCAAUGGCUUCUCCAGCCCCCAGGGUGUCGUCAUUACGGACGGCCCCUUGAAAACUGUCAACAAUUUUCAAAAGGAUAUUCCGCUCGACUUCCAGUCUCAAGAUCCCAUUGCGCGGUCGAUUGUCACGCAAGGAGAGGCGCAUGUCAUGUUCAGACUAUUCUUCUCCAGCUGUCACUCCAAUGCUCCUUUCCUCGAUGUAGGGAUGGACUCUGACGUGGAUCGCGUCCGCUCCACCAGUGUCUUACUGUUCCUUGCGAUUCUCUGUGUGGGCGCGCGAUUCUGGAGCGCUUCGUCGAAAACACCGUGCUGGCUUCACCCGCGAUACCCAGAGCUCAUCCGCCUCCUCGAUGCCGAGGUGAUGCGAGUAACAUUGCGCCCCGGACCCGACGACCAGAAGCUCGAAACAGUCCAAGCCCUAAUGCUUUGUGCACAUUGGAUACCCUUCGACCUUGCGGCCGACAGGAAACGAUAUCGAUCUCGCUUCUCUGAGGGAGGGGCGUGGCAGUGCUUAGGCUUGGCGAUCAGAUGGGCGACAUCUCUCGCGUUGGAACGGAGCUGCCAUGUCCCUUUCCAACGUCCUGAGACAGUGACGCGAACAGACGUGCGGCGCUUCCGUACUAUGCUAUACCUCAUAGAGAGCGACCACUACCUUGCAUUGUCUGCUCGACGUUCAUCUCACCUCAACCCUGAACCACUACAUGCAGUUCUCGACACCUUCCUGCAAGGUAAUUAUGUCCAGGACACAGACAUCCGCCUGGCAUCGUUGUUCCGAACCGCAUACGGCGCUCACUUCACCGGCUGCCGACCUACAACCAUUGAGAGCGUCGAGGCGUUCGACAAGGAUGUUCAGCUGAUCGAGCAGCAUUUCGCUUCGAGUCCAGGCGACCGAUCGCGAGAUUCUCUCGCUCAGCACUUUCCUUUCACCUCGCUACGAUGGUACCGACUGUCCUACGCAUGCGCAUUUCUCGACGUUACCGACCUGAGUCAACGAUCGGGAAAGGCUCUUACGUGGGCACUCGAGUGGGCUAGCCAGAUUCUUCUCCACUUGUCAAGACCACCAUCACUCAGUCCCCCAAACAAUAUGAACAUUCCGGCCCAGCUGGAGCCUGAUCCUAAUGUGGUCAACAUCAUGUCCUUUGCGAUCGACCACUAUCUUGUCGUCAUUGCUUAUGCCGCUUUCUUCCUCGUCAGCAGCUGGCUAAGCAACUCUACAGACUGUGAUUCAUCUCUCCAGUCUGGAACCUCAAACAUGCAGCUGACAGAUAUACAUAGUGAACCUCCGCCCUCACGUCCAACAGUCAGACACACCGCUUGGGGAAGAUGCAUCCAGCUCCUUGCUUUUCCGGCUGGUCGAUGUCGCCGCCCGCACCCUCGAGGCGGCCAGUCCUCCCGAAGGCCAUCUGGCACGCCGUUACAGCCCUCUGCUGCGAGGAAUGACAGACAUCAUUCUGUCCGGCAAUACGCAGGCACAACGUACGAACGGCGAGCAGAAUGCUGUGAUGACAGACACCAAUGAUCUGCCCGAUCAGCUACAGAGUAGUCUAGAAGGUGACUUGUGGGAAAUGUGGCAGCAGACCGGAC